This is a messenger RNA of Cataglyphis hispanica, 5657 nucleotides long. Its product is annotated as pseudouridylate synthase RPUSD2-like. Gene Ontology annotation, biological process: pseudouridine synthesis. The transcript has 7 exons. NCBI's taxonomy places the organism in Eukaryota, Metazoa, Arthropoda, Insecta, Hymenoptera, Formicidae. The record is from RefSeq and is a predicted model, not a curated record. The coding region runs from base 569 to 2179 and encodes 536 amino acids. Gene Ontology annotation, molecular function: pseudouridine synthase activity; RNA binding.
CGCCGCGCGCUUGUAUCGAGUACGUCUUGUCGAGAGUUGUCUCUUCGCGUUUAGCGAAUCGAACGUGUUGUAUCGGCGAUACGAGCGCAUACGCACAUAAAUACGCGUGUACAUACGCACAUAGGGUGCGUGACAUUCGGCGUGUCACGAUACGCGGCCAAGAGAGGCGGCAGCAAUCUUAAUGCACUUUCUCUAAGCGCACGCGCUCGCCAUGACGAAUUCAAUCGCGCGUAAUCGUUUCUCGCAUCCUUCGCGCGUGUGACGUGUCUCUUUAUCGCGAGGGUUAAGGAGCGUACUUUUCGAGAGAAAAUCAGUUGAUACCGAAGUUUAUCUCGAUAGCGGAUACGGAGGCUUGGAAAAUGUCGAGGUGAUCCCCUUUUUCCUCUCGCUCUGCCCUCCUCUGACGCUUCGAGGAAAAGAGAAAUACAAUCGUUACGCGAGUUCGAUUCUUUUCCGGUCUUCGUUUUUCCGAUCGUCUCGUAUAAAUCGCGAGGUGGAAUCGCACGCUGGAUCGUGAUCCUCGAUCGACCUGUGCGUCGCCGAUCGCGAUUGAUAGCCGCCAACCAGGAUGCAUCACACGGCGCCUUGGUAUCUGCCCUGGGGCUUGAAGUUGGUGCCGCUGCCGAUACCGCCGGGACAUCCCGCCUCCGGCAUCCCGAAUCCCGCCGGUCUGCACUUACUGGCACCCUUGCCUGGAAUUUAUGCACCGGAACCACGUAAGGUCGAUCUGAAGCCGUUACGGGAGGCAACGGUCGCGGUACCCGCGCCAAAGAUCACCGAGAAGCGAAAAGCCGAAGACGCCGACGCUAGCAAGGAUCUGAAGAAGGCGAAAUUGGAAACGAAAGCGCUGAAAGCGAAGAGGCCGGGAUUCACGGACGAGCGGUACAACGAGACCAGUUAUUAUGUGGAGCACGGUCUCCGUAAGGUAUACCCGUAUUACUUCACUUUCACGACAUUCACGAAAGGUCGAUGGGUCGGCGAGAAGAUCCUGGAGGUCUUCGCGAGGGAAUUCCGCGCCCAUCCAGCCGAGGAAUACGAGAGGUGUAUACGCGCCGGCACGCUGACAGUCAACUAUCAAAAGGUGGACGUCGAUUACAGGUUACGGCACAACGAUCUCCUGGCUAACGUCGUUCACAGACACGAGGUGCCUGUCACCUCGGAGCCGAUCACGGUGAUACACAUGGACGAGGACGUCGUCGUGGUCAACAAGCCCGCCUCCAUCCCUGUGCAUCCGUGUGGCCGUUAUCGCCACAAUACCGUGGUGUUCAUUUUGGCGAAGGAGUACAACUUGAAGAACCUCAGGACCAUUCAUAGGCUGGACCGGCUGACCAGUGGCAUUCUCUUGUUCGGUAGAACGCCGAAGAAGGCGAGGCAGAUGGAGCACCAAAUAAGAAAUCGGCAGGUUCACAAGCAAUAUGUGUGCCGAGUGGAAGGCGAGUUUCCGGAAGAAGAAGUAAUCUGUUCGGAACCGAUCGAGGUAGUCUCCUACAAGAUUGGCGUCUGCAAGGUCUCGGAGAAGGGCAAGGACUGCGUUACGCGUUUCAAGCGUCUUAGUUACAACGGCAAAUCGUCCGUGGUUCUGUGCAAGCCGCAAACCGGCCGCAUGCAUCAGAUUCGCGUUCAUCUGCAAUAUCUCGGCUAUCCCGUGGUAAAUGAUCCGCUUUACAAUCACGUGGUAUUCGGUCCGCAUAAGGGUAAGGGUGGUAACAUCGGCAAGACCGACGAGGAGCUCGUCCGUGAUCUAAUCAGUAUUCACAACGCCGAGAAUUGGCUUGGCAUGGACGGCGACUCCGACAUGAGUUUAUUCAAGCCGAAGUUGGAGCUGGAGGAGCGCGUGCUGGGUACGGGCAAUGAUAAGGAUAACGGCUCGUCGCCGUCGUCCACUCCGGGUCUGGUCGAGGAUGAGCAACAGCAACCGCAACAGCAGCCGCAACAGCAGGAAUCCCUUAAAGUCACCGUGGGAACGCAAACGGGCUCAGAACCGCCGGAUUCCACCUUCGCUAACGACAAGGUCACCGUCGAUCCGCACUGCUACGAAUGCAAAGUCAAGUACAGGGACCCGAAACCGUCGGAUCUGGUGAUGUAUCUGCACGCGUGGCGUUACUGCGGCCCGGGAUGGGAGUACGAGACGCCGCUACCCGCGUGGGCGGCGAGCGAUUGGGUCGGUGACGAUCGAUAGUUCAUACGACGAGAUCGAGGAUGAUCGUGUCGAUCACCAACGCCGUCGCCGUCGUCGUCAUCGUCGAGUCUCGAAUCCCCUUUUGAGAUAUCCUUACCCCGUGCCUUCCAUCCGCCAACGAGCGAUCUUUUGACCAUUGUACACGUACAAAUACACAAAUAUGAACACAAAUACACAAAUUCACAAACAUGAACACUUACGCACACGCACAUACACACACACACACACAAUAUCUGCAUACAUGCGAUGAAUAAAGGUGCAUACCCCUGUAACUCGGCCGUCGGAUUUCUCGAGGCUGCGAUCCGAGAGAAAUGGGAUUGCUGGAACAAUCUCGCCGCUCAAUUUGCAUUUCUGCGAUUUCUCGCCGUCGAUAUGUAAAUGACAACUUGGCGUGUAUUGUGACGUAUCUAAAAGAGCGGAAACAAUUUCCCCGCCGCUGUUCGCGCGCAGAAAUGUAUGUUCGUUUCUAGUUUGUGCGCGUUCUCAUUUCAUCAUAUGUUCUGGCAGAGUCCCCGUCGGGCGCGAAAAUCCCACAUGCGGACGAAUCUUACGGGAAACGAUCCGAGACGACGUUUUAAUAUUAUGCCAUUAAUUAUAGCGACAAAAGACAUCGUUGUAUAUCGGCCCUAUUACCUUAAUACUGUCCUGAUUUUGCGAGCCAAAUAAUAAAUCAGAACAUCAUUAUUGUUAUUUUAAUAUCACAUUUCUCUUACGUGAACGAACAUGAAACACGUUAUAUCUACAAAUGCAGCGCAAAGUCACGCCGACUAGUGAGAUGUAAUAAAGCGCAAUGAUUGUUCCUAGGAACGUUUCUCUUUGUAUAACAGCUUUUGAAGAAGACCUUUGCACGGUCAAUCGAUCAGAUGUUUACAAAUCGCAGGACUUCGUUGUAAUUUGUGGAAGUAAUGACAUUCUAGUAAUCUUUUUCGGAGAUAUAUUGUAACAAAUAGAUGAUCUGUGAUUAUAUUAAUGCGAUAUUUAUCGACCAAAACGUUUUAACCAUUGAUACGAUUGUGAGGCGAUAAAAACAAUUUUCUUUUAAUUUUUAAUACAAUGGAAAAUUAUAAAUAAUUGAAUAAUCCUUCACAUUUAAUUAUAAUUCGGACGUAGUUCGCGUAAGCGCAAUUCUAUACAGUGUAUCGCGUACGUAUAUAAAUCGUAUAUAAAAAUCUCUUAUGCGAACGCUCUAUAAGAUAAAUGUAUGUUCUGUAAAAACGCGAGUCUCAGCCACUUUUAUGUGCGGCGGCGGUCAAAAAGUCACUGCCACUGAAGCGCGAGACAUCCUUAACGCGUGUCAGAAGAUUGAUGCAUCUGUCGGAGAUGGCAUGGAUUCCGAUGGAUUCGUCUUGAUUUAUGACGUACAGAAACGUAGAAAGGCUCGCGAUCUCCUCUUCUAUUUUCUAUAGCGACAAGAGUCGCCCGGCUUGCGCGUAACUAUUACUCUCCGAUCUUGUAAGACAUUUUGAUUCACGAGAGAUACCGCUUGAUCCAUUUCUCAAAUUUCGUAAUCUUUGCAGAAGCGUAACGUCGUCUUAUCAUCCAAAAAUAAAACGACAGUGCGGAGAGUAAGUAUUUGAGAUUAUUUCGCUAGCAGUCGGUCGCGCGUAGGCGACGUUCCCGAGAGAGGGACCAUGUACUCGAGUAAAAUGAUUAUCGCCGGCUCCGGAUUUGACCUCGGGAUUGACUUUGGAACGGAACCGAAGUGAAUAUGGUGAUAUCGGUUAUAUUCGCGGCAACCGCUGUUGCUUUUGGCAUCGAACCACUUCGGCACUUUAGCCUGACAGAAGUCAGCUAACUUGGCGAUAAAUUUAUCUUCGCGCUUCGACGACUUGUUCCUGGAACAAUUUCAACGAAGCCCUGCGAUUUUCGCGUAUUAUCGUAUAUAUUUUAGUGGUAUAUUGCGUUAAUAUACUCGUUGCGUGAGAAAGCGAGAUCCCAUAAUAAAUGUCGUGAAUCGAGAAGACGAGUGAAAAUAAAUAACAUCGGUAUCAAUCGUGCAUUAAUAUUAUUAGAGGAAUUCUCCGAUGCGGUAUCGCGAUUGUCAGCGAUCGCGUUUCUUACUAUCGCCUCAUCCGGAUUUCGAAGGCUGUCACCUCCAACGAGCAAGACCGUAUUCUCGAAACACGGAAAACGUAAUGAUACGCAUCGUUCGAGCAAUUAGCAUCGUUCUCUAUUUAUUUACACUCGUCGACGAUGAGAAAUCCGCGUUUUCCAGUUAAGGAACAGUAGAAUGAUUCCCAUUCAUAUGUAAUGCGAACGUUUUCGCAUAGUUUCGAGAAUAGACGUUUAGAAACCGGGACGAUUGUGACCGUGGCGGAGAAGGAGAUGAAUUGUAUCCUCCUGUGUAAAGCGCAGGUAGGGGACUGAUAUAUGGUAACCGCAAUAGAGAGGCGCACGUCUAUUUUUAUGGCAGAUAUACGUGUUAAUAUGAAAUUGGAUGCGUGGUGGCGCAAGUCCAGCGCGAUAGAGGUCUCCAACAAUAAACGUGAUCUUGCCGAAAGACAGCCAAUGAUCAUGCCAAAGAGCGAGCGACCAGCGAGCUUUUAAUCAUAUCGUGCAUAAAGUACCUUUUUUCGAGGCCUCUACAAGAGAGAGCCUUUUCGAGAGGAAGAAAGAAAAGCGCGACCCGUCCGCCCGGUCGGGGCGAGAGGACGGAAAUAAGACAAAACGUUUCGUAACAAGUACAAUCCAAAAGCGAGUGAAAUGCGAGAGUGUUACAAUUUUAUUUUAUUAUUACAAGUCACGUUUUCGAUUGAUACCGAUAUAUAUUUAAGUAUAUAUACAGUGUGUUUCCGAGCGAAAUAGAUUUUUUCAACGUAUUCGACAGAUUAUUAUAAGCAAAGAAAUUUGUGGAUCGAUUUGAUUUCAUUAUCGAAACAUCGGAAGUUUAAUAAGCUACAGUUAUAUAUAUCAUAAAUAAUAUAUAAUAAAAUUUAAUAAUUUACCUGUAAUUUCUUUUUAAUGUGAUAAAUUUUACACUAUACUGUACAUUCUUUGUUUAAAAUGACUUCCCGAACAUGUUGACAAAAUCAGUUUCACUCAUCAGAAACACUCUAUAUAUGUAUGCAUAUGUAUAGAGAAAGAUGAUAUAACAACGGACCUAUCAUAAAAGACAGUGUGUGCGCUUACUAACUCGACCAGGAUAGUUCGCCGGAACGGGCAGGCUACCCCGAAAAAUGUAACGGCUAGCUUAAAUUUUAUUAUUUAAGUAACUAACGAUAUAAUUCGAGAAAAAAAAAAUCGUGAAAAAGACAGUUCCGAUUAUAGCGGCGCUAAGGAGCGAAAGAGCGAGAGAAAGAAUAGACAGAUAUCUGCUGAACGAAUGAGUGUGCUUUUGUAUAUAAAUAUUGUAUACGCACAUUGUACCGUAUCUUUAAAGCCACAUUAAUUAUCCGUAUUGUAGUCGGCGGAAACGUUAGCGCUAGCGAAUUUUCUUGUAUGAUGAACGAAUAAAAUGCAAAGUAUCGUUCGAUAAGAA